This is a messenger RNA of Tribolium madens (black flour beetle), 1700 nucleotides long. It is a transcript of the gene eIF2Bdelta, whose product is annotated as translation initiation factor eIF-2B subunit delta. The record is from RefSeq and is a predicted model, not a curated record. The coding region runs from base 193 to 1665 and encodes 490 amino acids. NCBI's taxonomy places the organism in Eukaryota, Metazoa, Arthropoda, Insecta, Coleoptera, Tenebrionidae. The transcript has 4 exons.
AAUACAAUAUACAAUAAUUACUUUACAAGUGCAUUGCGUAUAUAACAAUUAAUAAGUAGCAAUUUUAAGAUUGUGGUAUUGUGGGCUGCCUACCUGUCAAAAAUUAAAUUUAUUUAUGAAUGUGACAUAUUUAGCCUCAUAUUAGGCAUAUGCUUAAGUUUUACAUUGAUAAAGUGGUCAUUUAGACAUCAAAUGGACAAAGGAAAGCAAACUAACAUCUCAUCUAAAGGGGGCAAAGUGGACGGUGAUGGUUUGACAAAGAAAGAACGCCGGGCCUUAAAGGUGCAGGAGAAGAAUAAACCACAAUCUUUUGAUAACAAAAAAGAGGUCCAAAUUGUCCCUCAGAUAAAGCCCGAACCUCCGAAGCCCGCCAAUGGUGCCCCAGGUCAGCUCAGCGAAAAAGAAUUGAGGCGUUUGGAAUGGGAGAAAAAGCUUGCAGAACAAAAAUCUAAAACCGAGAAACCUGAAAAUGAGAAUUUAAGCAAAGCGGAGCUGAAGGCGAGACGACGGGAGCAACAAGAGGCACAAAGACUCGCCAAACAACAACAAAAACCCCCUGAAAAAUCUGUAGAAGUUAAAAAAGUUGCACCUUCACCGAUAAAGCAGGAAAAAGUCGAGAAAAAGAAAAUUUCAGAUUCUAGAAGACUCCAGAUUGUGAGUCACUUAUAUUCUGAUGCAACUUUUGGUAAUGCAAUUAUUUACAAAAAUGUUCAUCCAGCGUUUGUAAGACUUGGAGUACAAUACUCGACGAAAAAGAUCCUAGGGUCAAAUGCUCGCGCUCAGGCGCUUCUAGCCGCUGUUAAAUGUCUGAUAAAUGAUCUACAAACACCCCCAAAACAGGAAUUUUGUCGGUAUUUAGAAAUUGUGCUUCAGACUUGUGUUGACUAUUUGCAGCUUUGUCGCCCCCUUGCCGUAUCUAUGACUAACGCUUUAAGGCAUUUUAAAACGAAACUUCACCAAGUUGAGUGUCUUGAAGACAAUAUAAAGAAGGAAACACUUUUGGAGGAUAUUGAGACGUAUAUUGCGGAAGAAAUUAACAAAGCCGGUGAAGCGAUAAGUCUGAAAGUCAAUGAGAAAAUCAGCAACGGGGACGUUAUUCUCACUUACGGCUGCUCAUCUCUUGUUACCAAAAUCUUAAAGGAUGCCCAUUUGGCGGGUAAACAAUUCAAAGUUGUAGUAAUUGACGGCCGCCCCCUUCUUGAAGGUCGCACAAUGUUACAACGUCUGGUCCAAAUUGGAAUCAACUGUACUUAUGUCCAAAUGAACGCAAUUAGUUAUGUAAUGAACCAAGCCACUAAGUUACUCCUGGGGGCUCACGCUUUACUCACAAACGGCUAUGUAAUGUCCCGUAUUGGCACCGCACAAGUAGCUUUAGUGGCUCAAGCUUACAAUAAACCGGUUUUGGUUUGUUGUGAAACUUACAAAUUUAGCGAGCAAGUUUUAACUGAUUCUUUUGUGUAUAAUGAAUUAGGUGAGCCUGAAAUGUUAUUUACCGCAAAUACACUUGAUGAAAGUAGUCCCCUUGUUACGUCAAGAAAUGAAAAUUUACAGAUUCUGAAUUUGUUGUACGAUGUUACCCCACCGGAUUUGAUUACUGCGGUUGUUACAGAAUUGGCAAUCUUACCUUGUACCAGCGCUCCGGUUGUUUUAAGGAUUAAGCCCUAAAAUUCUAUUUUAAAUGUAAUAAAUGGUAAAAUGAC